GUCGGAGGCUCCAGUCCGACCUCAGCAUCACUCGUGGUGGUUUCGCGCGCGCAUCCGCCGCUAAAGUGAGACCACUUUCCAAGAGGAAAAAAAUCGAGAUUCCGUCCUGUUUCCGGCGGUACCGGCCGGUACCGUCCCCGUCGUCGCGUCGCAUCAACCAACUGGCGUGAUAAAAAAUUUCGAACGGUGAGAUCGUGUCGAGAUCAUCGAAAAGUCGCCGAGAAGAAUCACGAGGAGUGCGUUUUAAUGAGAGGGGAAACGAAAUCAAACGUGCGGGAAUCAAACCGCGGCCAGUCGACGGGUGCGAGUGAGUGAGUGAUCUAUCGAUCGCUGACUAGGAUCCCAGCUAGUGAGCCGCGUGUGCGAUUAGGAAAAGGGUAGAUCCUCUCAGCUUUGGGAUAUUUCAACGUCUCAACUUGACAGCAACACGUUUGUUUACCGCUUGUCGAGCAACCUGUUUUCUUUUCGCGCGCCUCGUGAGUUUCGUCGAUCUAAGUGCUUCCAAUCCGGGAACGGUGAAAUGUAUUCGCGGGAAUGCGGGGAUUUUCGACGAAAGCGCGGGAUGAUCGAGGAAUUCUGUUCGACGUAGAGGAGACGCUUGGGAAUUCCCGAAGACUAAGUGUGCGGCGAGAAAGGAGGAGCGUUACGCGGUAUCGCGGGGAAUUUGCCGAAAAUCGCAGUGGAAAAAUUUGUUUCGCGGGAUAACUGUCUUAGAAUGUGCUCGAGAUGCGCGAGUAAUUUGAAAUAAAUUUGAUCCCGGGAUUCUGCGGCGGCGGGAUGACCGUUGAAGUGAGAAUAUCCGCGAAACACAUUCAGUGAAAUCCGGAUUAAAAUGCUCUCACCUGUGCGAAUUUUUCUAGUACAAAAUUGUUACCCAAAUACGACGAGUGGAACAUUGCGGCGCAUUUUCGUCAUUUAAAAAAAAAGGACCCCGAAAUUAUCGAGGAAAAAUACAGCCGCGGAACACUCGAGGUGCAAUCGAGCGGAAGGCUUCUCGCGCGUUUCGAACGUGAUAAACUUUAUGCGAUUUUUGCGGGGAACGGAUACGCUUUGGAUACGCCUCUGGAGAGAUUCGAAGGUGCUCAAAUUUGAAUUGAACCAAUAUAACGUUCGACGGAGAUAUUUCUGCGGCGGUGCGUAAAUGUGUCAGCAAAAAUCCGCAUUAAAGCUUCGGCGUCGGGCUCUCUCCAAUAUCGAUAAGCUUCGCACGAGUACGAAUCCUCUGGUUUUAAGUGGCACUUGAAUGCGCGAGAGCUCGCCCGCGAAUUUACCUCGAAAAGUGGCGCGAAUCUCUCGGCUCCGCUGCGCUCGUAAAAAAUCUGGUUUUUAUUUAUAGCGGCACGCGUAUGGUCGUUAACAGAACUCUGCAGAUUCGGACAUUCAAUUUUUACUGGGAGAGUAACGUGAGUUAUAAAUUGAAUACAUUAUAGAUGUAUUGCAGAUUACCUCUGUGUCACGAGGUAACGGUAAAAAAUCAAAGAGGAAAAGGUUUCAAGGAAGCUGACAGUGACGUGGAUUUUGAUUUGCGAUAGAACGCAUAGUAUAUUUUAUAAAAUCCAUGUACAUACAAUUAGAGACCUAUUAAAAUUUGGGAAUUAAGGUCGCGCUCGAAGGAAGCGCGCGUAAUUUUUCCAUGAAGAAUGAUAAAGUUUGCAAGAACGAUAGGCCGCGUCGCGGAGAGACGUACGCAAUCGGGCGAAAUCCAAGUCAUAUUUAAUAUUUAAACGAUCAGCGCGUGCCCCCGUUUAUAAAGGUUUCGGUAAGAAUCCCAUUUACUUUCACAAAGAGCGUGAAGGAUGCCACGUUCUUCGGGCCACCGCAUUAUUCCGCGUGCGAAUUCUUGAGGGUCUUUCGGUCGGAGUACAGGCAUAGUUGGUCCCGAGCGGAAGUUAUAGGGAAGUGCGCGGGAAGAGUAAGGGACGUUUGACGUCGAGAUGCCGCGGUGGUCCGCGAAAGGAGAAUCGUGAAUGCUCCUACGCGGAGUAUUGCGCCCGUAAAUACUCGUCGCGAGUGAAACAACGUAAAAUUCGUCGAGGAACACGUCGUAAGACGCGCGGAGGUCUUGACGAUAACGACGGCCGCGGCUCGCCAGCGCCCGUCCUCGGAGUGUUUCAAGUGCUCGGAGAACCGUGAAGAUAAUAGUGUAGCACACACGUCCGAAUGUAUGGUGACUGUUGGAACGGUAGCGCACGUGAACUGUAAAAAUACAGUCGCGAUAACAGUAACGUCGCGCUGCUCUCCCUUACGUGACCAGGCGUGGCGUGUUCUUCGAAAACGAUUACGCCAAGUGCCGCAGCGAAAAGUACUUGUGAGACCGAAGGUCCGACUGACCGCUUGAUGUACCGCUUUCCGACGUGCAACUGCGGUUUUCGGACGGCCGUAGUGGUUGUGCGAGAAGCAAAGAUAACAGUUACGGUUGACAUUAGAGCGCCUUUCUCGUCGAAGUGUCCUUUGCAGGCGUGAACUUUUUUAAAGUAUAAAGUGCAAUCGUGAUUACCGUUUGAACUUUUUAUCAGCGCGUUUUAUCGGCGUAAUUAGCCGCCUUUUGAGAUCGCAACACAUCGGGAUAAAAUUACGGCACGUGUUGUACCUAAAUUGUUACACUAGUACGGAACGUAUAUGAGGGAACGUCACGGAGUUAUGCAAUUAAACGAAGAAUAUUGCGAAUGUUGCAGAAGUAAAACAACGAUUACAUUGCGUAAUUAGUGCCGAAAUACGGCUUUUGUGGUUAAAAAAAGAAAAAGAUAAAUAGUAACAAAUCGUCCAAAAUACAGAAUUACGCUCCGCGCGUAUCUCGAAAUAAAAUUGUGUACGGUGACUAAAAAGAAAAAGAGGAAUAUAUAGAAUAUAUAGGAAAUAAAACUCGCUUUUUCGCGAUCGAUAGCCAAGAUAAAAUCAUAAUAUACGAUAUGCGCGACCGGCAGUAACAAUAUUGACAUUGCCAACGAGUGAAACUCUCUUCUCGUCAUCGUCGAUUACACGUUUUUCGGCGUACGCGAAAGGCUGCGGUCGUGGACGGGAAAGUGUUGACCGGUGCGUUCUAUUAAUUUUCCAUCGCGUGGCGCAAAGUUUUUCGCGAGUUAAAGCCGAAAUUGGAGCAGCGCGACAGUUGCGUGCCACGAGAGAAGAUCGCACGCGACGUCGUCGUGGUGGAAAGUAAAAUAUGCACGCGGGUAAAAGUGUCGAUUGUAUACUCGUCGAGAGCGCCGCGAAAUUCCGCGAGUAAAUUGCUAUCGUUCUCGCGCGAAGCAAUCUGUAUCAUCAUGUGUUCUCCAGCGGAGAACUAUUGAACGCUCUUGAGUGUCGGGGAUUGUGUUGCGACGCGAGAUCGUAGCCGUCGCCUUGAGAAUCGAUCGUACGAGAAGAGUGCCGAGCGUAAGCUGUGUUGGAAGUGGUUGGAUACUUCGUAGCGAGUGUCUCAAAGGGUUGUCCCUUUUUCGUUGCGUUCUCAUCUACUACCCGACUCGAUUCCGUGCCAUUGUCUUCCGACCGUUCGAUUCGGUGUUUCUCGUGAAAAGCGAUUUUCUCGUGUAUACUGCUGGAAGAAGAGGAGCGCGACUUGUUCGAAGGAUUUCCAUGGAAUAGCUACUCACGAUGAUCAGUAUGAAGUUUUUACGCGUCAUCCUGGCGCUGUUGGGAGGCUCGCACGUUCUGUGUGCACAACCAUCGGCGUCUCCAACUGUGAAAACCGGUGGUUCCAGUAUCGCUAGCGUGGUAGCAGGAAGCAAGCCGACGAGAUCCUGGGAUAAUAAACCUCAAUUCGACGAUAUCGCACCGCGAAAUAUCACUGCUAUCGUCGGUCAGACGGCGGAGCUGAAUUGUUAUGUCAAGCAUCCGGGCGACCGUGUGAUCUCCUGGAUACGUAAGAGGGAUUUGCAUAUCCUGACGUCAUCAACCCUCGCCUACACGGGGGACGCAAGAUUUUCCGUUAAGCACCCUGAAUCAUCCGACGAAUGGACGCUGAGGAUCGAGUACGUCCAACCACGGGACGCCGGGAUUUAUGAAUGCCAGGUUAACACCGAGCCCAAAAUGAACUUAGCCUUCUCGUUAAAAGUCGAAGAAAGUGCCCCUGUCCCUGCCAUCACCACACCAAACGCCAUUCACCGGACGUUCAACUCAGCUGCUCAGGCGACGAUCCUGGGGCCGGAAGACGUCUACGUAAAGAAGGGUAGCACGAUAAGCCUUACGUGCGAAGUGAAUGUGCGAAGUACACCUCCCAGUAGCGUUUCCUGGCAUCAUGGAGGGGCCGUGGUGGAUUUCGACAGUCCCAGUGUACACCGCAGGGGCGGGGUUUCCCUGGAGACGGAGAAAACGGAUACCGGGACGACAAGCAGACUACUGGUGACACAGGCCAGAUUGACCGACAGCGGAAAUUACACCUGCAUCCCUAGCAACGCGAAUCCAGCGAGCGUAAUGGUCCACGUGCUGAAUGGUGAACAUCCGGCGGCGAUGCAGCACGGCGGCAGCUGCGGCGUGGCCCCGACCAUUUUGCUCGCCAGCAUCACCCUCAUAAUCGCGAACCUGUUAAGGUGAGCAGCCGCGUCGUGAAUCGCGCAUCUUAAUUAAAAAGAAAGUUAAAUGUCAACGGCCGGGAGAGACAACGUCCAAAGUGAACGCGCGCGCGCGGCGAUCGCGGAUCAGCGCGAAUCGAAACGGUACACGCUCGGAAAAAUCGCCCGGCCGACCGCGAUAGAUCGCUUUAGCUCACGCCUCGCUGUCACACGCUGCGUGUAUCCGUUCGUCGAGUGUUCGCGGCAGCAACGACAAGAGAAUCACAGUGCGGACCGAAGUGCAGUGGACCAAAGCUCUGUGAAGGGACGCAGUGACGUGGCGGACGAUCUUUAGCACGUACGUUUUUAACACGAAAAUCUUUCACAGACUCGCCAUUCUUUUAUAUGAAAUCGUGUUAAAUGCAUCGCGGCAAAAAGUGCCGAAUUAUUCUCAACAUCCUCUCCCGGGUAGAUGCGGUCGAGCGUUCGUUAAAGGGGAGCUCUCUUGCACUUGUGCUUUUUGUAUAAUUAAAUCGGCAUGUUAACCGUGCCUCAACGAAUCUGCGUGGACUCUCUCCCUAAUGAUGGAAAAGAACUGCUCAUCUCGUGAUUUUGCGUUGCGAGAACUCCGUUAGAAUUUGUAUUUUAACUAAUUGAAUAAUGGCCUCGUAGUCUUCUACGUAAUACCGAAGGACGAAGCUGCACUUGGCGGAGAGUCGGAUUAACUGUUUGCAUGAUCUGUUACGAUUGCCAACGCUUUCGAAUCGAGUAUAUCGAUGGCUGGAUCCGUUCGAUGGUUACGAAAUGAUUAUUACACAAAUCGAAAUUUAUAAUCUAACGAUUAUCAGCUAGUUGCGUAAUAAUUACCAGGUAAUUAAGGCUCUUGUACAUAAAACGAGUAAUGAGCAUGUAGAAUUUGCCGUGACCUUGUACAGUAUAAUGCACGUGCGAGAAUUGCCACGUGAUCGAGAAUCGUUCGACCUGGGCAAUAUUGUAUAUAGCUUAUAUCAUUGGUUAUAAUAUAUUUGUAUAGUAUACAUAACAAAUUUGCGAAAUGAUUAAAAUCUUCUGACUAAAAUCUUGUACCUCGAGCGCAAUGCGGCAUCUCGAACGUGCCAGAUGUUUUUCGUAUACUUCUCGAGUUAUGUAUACUGUACACGCAUAAAUCAAAUUUGCCCAGAUUUGACUCGUUUAUAUAGUUUUUGUUGAACAUGUUCAAUGUCUAUUAUUGAGAGAGAAUUACGUUGGUAAGGAAUUGAUUGCCAAGGUGAGAAUGAUGCGGUGAUUUUCUUUUUUCAAAAGACUGUGAGAAAAUCUGAUCGCAAAAAUGAUUUGCAUCAAACUGAAGGUAAAAUUAAAUUUUCAUAUUAUUAACAUAUUUACAAUGUCAAUGUGAUGAUGAUAUGUUUAUGAACAUCAAAAAUGUUAUUUAUUAAGUGCAUUCUUUUAAUAUGCGAUAAAACUGUUUAAAGAAUUGAAAAGUUAUAUAAAAUAUUUCUUUGUGAAAUUUCUCGGAUGUUGUUAUAAUUGUAACAAACUUUUCUUGCAUUUACGCUCCGAAUAAGUUUUUAAAAAUAUUGAAUUUCUAUGAACCUUAUUCUUUCUUUAAAAUACAUAUUUGUGAAAUACCGAAAUAUAAUUUCUGGAAAGGAGUCUUUAACAUGAGAGAAAAAAAUUGACAUUGCAUGGAAAAAAAAACGAAAUUAUUGUCUACAUAAAUCGUCAUGUUUCGAUUAAUUUUUAUAUUUUAUACGAAUAAUCUUGUGAGCUCCGUUGAAGUCAUCGCAAACAAAUUCUGAUUUUACAAAAGAAUUUUUUAAAAUUAUAUAGAUUAAUAUGUAAUUGUUUCUAAUAUCAGGAGAGAGUAUUUACAGUAUACGAAGUUAUACCAUCAAUGAACGAAAGGGCUACCAGAACUAAUCACUUUAGUAAUGGCAGUAGAUAGGUCCUCGAUAUGUUUCUGUUUGUUUAACAAAUAAACAGGAUUUUUUAAAUAAUUUGUUACAUUAAUACGUAUCUUGUUUUAUCAAUAAUCAAAGUGCAAUUUGUCAAAAGUAAUGUUUUUCUGUCAAACAUGUACAUCACUUCACACUUCCAAAAUUCAUUCAAAUUUGAGCUAUGAGAAUAUCAAAAUGAUUUUUUUUUAAAUCAAAACGCGAUAAAAUUAAUUCAUCGGAUUAAUCAAAACGGACGUCAACGAUGGUAGAUAACGGAAUGUUAUAUUAAAAUGUAUCACGAAGCUCGUGCAUAGAUAAGUGAAUAUAUGAAAAGAUAAUACGUAAAUAUAUUUAAAUAAGUCAAUAAUAAACAUUCGUUAUGUUUUAUGAUAAUAGUAUGGAAAGUAUAAUUCGAAAGAUCAAAAUGUAAUUAUAUAAAUGAAAUAAAAGUUCCUUUGCAGAACUAAUGAAAAGUCGCCUUUUAAUAUCUCAUUUAAACUUUCUAUGAUAUAUCGAUAAAAUAGAUUAUCGAUUAUUAUUAUUAAAAAAUUAUUGAAUUACAAAAUCUUCAGAUUUCAUAUAUUUUGCAAUUUUAUUUUAUUUAGUUAUAUUUUUUUCUAAAAAAUUAGUAACGUUGUAAAUAAUAAGUAAUGGAAAUGAGAUUUUUGAGGAAAAAUAAUAGGGUGACUUACUUAAUUUUGCAAGUGAAUUGAAUAUUUGUAUAUAAUAGACGUGAUUGUACUAUUAAUAUUUUAUUUUAUUUAUUAAUAUUAAAUUAUAGUGGUCUUCCGACUUUAAUGCCAGAUUCGAUAUUUCCAUCAGAUUCAGAAGGAUGAACGUUUAAAUUAUUCGUCUUCCUAUGUAUUGAGUUAAAUCGAUUAAAUCUUGAUUAUCUAGCUAAGAUUAUCGAGUACUUUUAAAUGACUUUUCAGAUUAAUUUCUUUCAAUCCAAGUUGCUUUUUCUGAGAAGGAAAAAAUAGGAGAAGAAAAGCAAGAUCCUAGAUAUGAUCAUUAAUUCCACGCACGUACUAUAGAAUAUAGCAGUAAAUCAUUAGGUAGUAGGUUUAUUACGACAUAUAAUGUAAUAUGAGUAAAGAAAUAUAUCAUAAUGAUUAAAAUGUUAAGAUACGAUUUAUCUUAGAACCCAUAGGUUUUUUUAUAACAUUGUAGCUCGGAAAACAAAUUAAGAUCUACUCACUGUUGAAGAUUGUGAAAAAUGCAUUUCUGAAUUUUCAUUCAGAAUCAGAGAGGAAAUAUCGUAGUGCUAUCAAUUUGUAUAUAAUUUUUUAUGUUGAUUUACUAUGUUGAUAUAUCAAGUAAAUCGAAUCCUAUAUAUUCCGGGUAAAAAUUGCGAAUCACAGAGAGGGAGAGAGAGAGAGAGAGAGAGAGAGAGACCGACGUAAUUAUAUAAAAGUGAUCAAAGUGCAAAGUGGAAACAUUUUUUUAGUUUAGUUUGAAGAAUCACUUCCAUCGAACUACUGGUGUGUCGAAUCAAAGUAUUUAAUCAAACUCAAUUCGAUAAAAAAAAAAGUUUAUAUUCACGAUGCUCCGUGUUUCGGUGGUUUCCGAUACGUGGCUCCACCGUGAUUUUUCAUACCGAACCGUGGCUGAGUUAUUAGGUUUAAAAAUACAUUCCUGUGUAUGAAACAGUGAUCAAACAGAAAAAUAUCGAGAGGAAUAUACCUACUUGUGAACUAGAUAAUCAAUAUCCGCGAUUCGCAUACUUACGGAAUGUUGCACAUUACAUUAGGUAAGAGACUAGACUGCAUUGUACAUAAAAUUCAUAAUCGAUUAUGUAUCAUGUUAUAAGGGAACUUAAGCAUGAAUCAAAAGGACAGAAUUAAAAGCGAAAUGGCGAUAUAGAAUACUAUAUUGUAAAAAUAUUCAUCGACGUGAAUACUGUUUCAAUAAAUGUAAUGAUGAUAUAAAAAAAAAAA
Molecule: messenger RNA, 8364 nt
Organism: Solenopsis invicta (red fire ant)
Lineage: Eukaryota; Metazoa; Arthropoda; Insecta; Hymenoptera; Formicidae
Product: basement membrane-specific heparan sulfate proteoglycan core protein
Exons: 8
Coding region: 3595-4533 (312 amino acids)
Biological process (GO): synapse organization
Cellular component (GO): neuron projection membrane
Source: RefSeq, a predicted model, not a curated record